AUGAAGAAGCUUACGAUUAUAAUGGCGGAUGACUGGAACAUAUACUCAAAAUCUAGUCAUGAAUACAAUAUUCUUUGUAAGAAUUACGAGAUCGGCAGAAAAGUUACAAUUGGCUAUGCAGCUUCUCUUUACGGCUCUAUGACUCCUUUUCUGACUGUGCCGGUAAUAUUAAACACAGUUAGCUAUAUGGGAUUGUACAAUAUUUCCGAAGGGAGACCCGUGAUGUUUCGUUCGGACUACCUUUUGGACGUAGAAAAGUAUUAUUAUCCGUUGCUGGUGCAUUCAUACAUCGGCACCCUCGGCUUCGUCUCGAUCGUCGUGGCGAUCGACUCGAUGUUGGUGUUCCACGUCCAACAUGAGUGCGGGAUGUGCGAGAUCCUUGGAUAUCGGCUAUCACGGAUUAUCGAUGAGACUAUUUUAGACGUAGAUUUACGUCCGAGUAGAGGAGAGGAUAUAGCGUACAAACACGCUAAGAAUUGCGUUAUUAUGCAUAGCCACAUAAUAGAAUAUGCUAAAAGCCUCGAAAACGCGAAUACGACAUCAUACUUUUUUCAAUUAGGUUUCAACAUGAUCGGCAUAACUUUUACGAUAUUCCAAGCGACGGUAAAAUUGAACGAUCCGAAGCAAGCAAUGCGGUAUGCGUCGUUCACAGUCACUCUGCUUUCUGUCCUUUUUCUCGAAAGUUGGCCGGGUCAGCAGUUAUCAGAUUAUACAGAUAAAAUUUUCACAUAUGUAACCAGCGGAAGAUGGUAUCAGUCUUCACUGAGCGUGAGAAAAAUGCUCAGCAUUAUGUUAAUGAGAAGUUACAAGCCAAUUAAGAUAACCGCGGGAAAGCUGUACACCCUGAACUUGGAGAACUUCGCCGCAGUAAGGAAACUUUUUUUGAAUGAGAGUUGA
This is a messenger RNA of Dinoponera quadriceps, 897 nucleotides long. RefSeq lists its product as uncharacterized. Gene Ontology annotation, molecular function: odorant binding; olfactory receptor activity. NCBI's taxonomy places the organism in Eukaryota, Metazoa, Arthropoda, Insecta, Hymenoptera, Formicidae. Bases 1 to 897 code for a protein of 298 amino acids. Gene Ontology annotation, cellular component: plasma membrane. The record is from RefSeq and is a predicted model, not a curated record. The transcript has 6 exons. Gene Ontology annotation, biological process: detection of chemical stimulus involved in sensory perception of smell; sensory perception of smell.